Trifolium pratense (red clover) is the source of this 623-nucleotide messenger RNA. Its product is annotated as deoxyuridine 5'-triphosphate nucleotidohydrolase-like. Gene Ontology annotation, biological process: dUMP biosynthetic process; dUTP catabolic process. NCBI's taxonomy places the organism in Eukaryota, Viridiplantae, Streptophyta, Magnoliopsida, Fabales, Fabaceae. The transcript has 2 exons. Gene Ontology annotation, molecular function: dUTP diphosphatase activity; magnesium ion binding. Bases 39 to 524 code for a protein of 161 amino acids. The record is from RefSeq and is a predicted model, not a curated record.
UCGCACAGUUCCAAUCCCAGUUCUUUCAGUUUUCAACUAUGGAUAACAUUAUUGUCAAAAAACAAAAAACUAUGCCUAACGAAAACGACGUCGUCUCAUCCACUUUUAUCAGAGUCAAGAAACUCUCCGACAAAGCCGUUAUACCUUCCAGAGGUUCCCCUCUCUCCGCCGGCUAUGAUCUUUCCAGCGCCGCCGAUACAAAAGUUCCGGCACGUGGCAAAGCUCUGAUUCCCACCGAUCUCUCAAUCGCCAUCCCUGAAGGAACCUAUGCUCGUGUUGCGCCGCGAUCGGGAUUGACAUGGAAGCAUUCGAUUGAUGUUGGUGCUGGAGUGAUUGAUGCUGAUUACAGAGGACCUGUUGGGGUUAUACUGUUUAAUCAUUCUGAUGUUGAUUUUGAAGUGAAAGUUGGUGAUAGAGUUGCUCAGUUGAUUAUUCAGGAGAUUAUUACUCCUGAAGUUUCUGAGGUUAUGGAUUUGGAUUCUACUGUUAGAGGUGAAGGUGGUUUUGGAUCUACUGGUGUUUGAGUUUGAAGAAGAAGAAUGAUGAGUUUUAACAGUUUCAUACAUGUGUAUUGAAAUAUUGUUAACCUUUAUGUUUCAGUAUUAAUUAAGGAACAUUCUCUA